AAACGUCGGCCAUGGCUCAAGCUGGAGCGAAAUCAAAGAGGUUUACUCUUUACUAUUUUCCGACGUCGUUUUCAUCUCAAAAGGUGUUGCUGGGAUUCUAUGAAAAGGAGGUUGCUUUUAAGCCCAAACUGGUCAGUCUGUUUUCUGGUCAACACAAUGCACCCUGGUACGUGAAGCUGAAUCCCGAGGGAGCCCAUAUUCCAGUCCUGAAGGAUGGGGAAACUAUCAUCACAGAACCGGACAAAAUCAUAGACUAUAUCGACAGCAACUCAGAAUCCUCAGUGCCAAAACUAAUUCCAGACCAGGAGUCAGAGCUUGGAAAGAAAGUAGCAGAGUUACGGAAACGUUUGCAAAUGGUAGAAGUGGACAUAAUUACAUAUGGAAUAAUUUACCAUCCACACUUGUCACCUGUUGGAUGUCGAAUUCAGGGGGCAGUCAUGAGGAGUAUGAGGGAAAAUUUUGCCAACCGUCUGGCUGUACUGACAGACUUAGCUGCUAAACACCCAGCUCUUAGAGACAGCUACCUGAUGAAGAGUCAGACAGCGGCCCAGAAGUUUGAUGUCAUUACAGAUGCUGCACAGGUACAGCGCCACCUGGAGGAGUUACAGAUCACCAUGGAUACAGUGGAACAACAACUGAAAAGUAUCAAGGAAGGGAGUCCUGACAUUGCUGAUGACCUGUGGCUGUUUGGGCCGAUGUACACUGUAGCAGAUAUCAGUCUGACAGUACUGUUGAGUAGACUUGCUCUCUUGGGCCUCGACAAAACCUACUUCUCCCAGGAAAACAACCCAUACACACACAACUACUACAACCAGGUGAAGAAACGACCCACCUACCUGAUGAUACAAAAGGAAAUCUCAAAUCUAAGAAUGACAUUACUAUGGGAAAAUUUGAAGACAGCCUCUCCAUACCUUGCAGGUUUAGUUGGUGUAGGAAUUGUAGGGACAAUAGGAUACUUUGUUUAUAAAAAGUGGAAUGAAUAGGACUCUUUAUUUGGUUAAUUUAUUAUUUUUAGGAUUAUAGAAAUAGUGUUGUGAAUGUUUAACUCAUUCACCCUUGAAGACACAGUUGAACUCCUCCAAUUCUUAGGUUGGAAUAGUUCAUCAUGAAAUUUCAGUGGGUGAAUGAGUUAAAAAAUGAAAUCUGUAAUGUUUUCUAGAUGCUGCAGAAGUAAGGAAAACAUAUUCUACAGUGUAUUGUUUUGCUGUAUAGUUUACUUUUGUGUAAUUAUGGAUGAUAAUUGUACAGCUGAACUAAUUCUACCUGGUUUACAUGGCAUCCACAGAGUUAUUUACAUCUACAGGGGUGAGAGGGUGGUAUAGAGUUAUGUACAUCUACAGGGGUGAGAAGAUGGUACAGAGUUAUGUACAUCUACAGGGGUGAGAGGGUGGUACAGCGUUAUGUACAUCUACAGGGGUGAGAGGAUGGUACAGAGUUAUCAACCUCUACAGGGGUGAGAGGGUGGUACAGAGUUACGUACAUCUACAGGGGUGAGAGGGUGGUAUAGAGUUAUGUACAUCUACAGGGGUGAGAGGGUGGUAUAGAGUUAUGUACAUCUACAGGGGUGAGAGGGUGGUAUAGAGUUAUGUACAUCUACCGGGGUGAGAGGGUGGUACAGAGUUACGUACAUCUACAGGGGUGAGAGGGUGGUAUAGAGUUAUGUACAUCUACCGGGGUGAGAGGGUGGUACAGAGUUACGUACAUCUACAGGGGUGAGAGGGUGGUAUAGAGUUAUGUACAUCUACAGGGGUGAGAGGAUGGUACAGAGGUAUGUACAUAUACAGGGGUGAGAGGAUGGUACAGAGGUAUGUACAUCUACAGGGGUGAGAGGGUGGUAUAGAGUUAUGUACAUCUACAGGGGUGAGAAGAUCGUACAGAGUUAUGUACAUCUACAGGGGCGAGAGGGUGGUACAGAGUUAUGUACGUCUACAAGGGUGAGAGAGUGGUACAGAGGUAUGUACAUCUACAGGGGUGAGAGGGUGGUACAGAGUUACGUACAUCUACAGGGGUGAGAGGGUGGUAUAGAGUUAUGUACAUCUACCGGGGUGAGAGGGUGGUACAGAGUUAUGUACGUCUACAAGGGUGAGAGAGUGGUACAGAGGUAUGUACAUCUACAGGGGUGAGAGGCUGGCACAGAGUUAUGUACAUCUACAGGGGCGAGAGGGUGGUACAGAGUUAUGUACAUCUACAGGGGUGAGAGGGUAAUCAUUCUAAUAUUCUGUAGGUAGAUAAGUUUUGAACUGAUCUACAUGGACUGUUGUGAUGGUUGUGUGUGUUCUUUAGUUUAUAUAAGUUAUGACCUUAAAAGGUGUUUCUGUAUUUGUAGGUAGUGAUCAAUUCUGUGUAUGCACUCAUUCCAUCACUUAUUUAUGUGCCAUCAUAAGCCAGAGAUUUUAAAAUUCAAAUAAAUUAUUGGAAAACAAUGCAUAAUUCUAAUUCCAAUAACUUGAGAGAAUUUUAAAAGAAGUAGUUUUUCUGUAUAUUUAAUAUUUUUGAAGUUGAGACAUGAUAUGGACUAAAAGAGGUGUGCAUAUCCAAAUAAAUGUACUAAAGUUACCAAAGCUAGCUAGUUACAUAAAUACAUUAUUUGAAUUACAGGUAUCGACAACGUUUUAAGUUUGAACAUAUUUAAACCUAAGAAGCAUUUUAAUCAUACAAUUUGAUUGAAAAAUGUCAAUAUGUUUUGACGGGUAGAUGCAUGCAUUAAGUUUUACAUUCAUGUAUUUUUUACCACCUCAAAGUAUGCAAGAUAUAAUCUGUCCCAUGUGGGACACGCAUGGAAGAUUAAUAAAAUCUGUCAACCCCUACGAGGUAAGAUAGGGAAAUCUCAAUCCAAGGGGCAAGUUUCUGAAUUUCCCAAACAGGAGGUUUGCCUAGUGUUUUUCAUUUUAAGUCUUUCUCCGAGGGUUGAGAUUCCCCAUCUCACUUCAAAUGAGUGAAUGAUUCUUUUUCUCUUAUUCUGUUGACCUAGUCAUAUACAUAAUGCAAUGUUGAUGUGAAAGGCUCAAUACUCAAUUCUUUGUUGACAUUAAUGCAUUGUUUACGUGACAUCAUUAAAUUGUUGACAUGUCAUUAGUUGACAUGGGAAUCCCCCCUCUCGGUUUUUUUCAACCCUAGGGUGAGACGGGAUAUCUCACACUGGGAAAAAUGUGGAUAGGCCUAUCCAGGUUAAGAGCAAACUAUAUCCCAAUUAGGUGAACCCAGUGAAAUCUAACUUAGCUACAAGGAAGAAGAGUUCUACUUUUUCACAUUUAUUCUGAACUUUCACGAAAAACAUUUCGGCUGCACCCAAGGAAUUUCAUCCCCUGACCUCUUUCUCAUGAAGCAGGGAGCUAAUCCUACACACUACUGGACAUGGUACAUCACUGAAAAUACUGACACAAUGUUCUACCUCCCUAAUACGGUCUAUAAUUGUCUUUGUAUAAAUACAGAGGAAAUAACUUAAAUGUAACGGGAAAGUAAUUUUUCAAUCCUGAAUGCAGUAGAAAAGUGAUGGCACUUCGGUACAUCUUCCAUAUAGAUGUACAUGAACCACAUUGUCUGCUCCAAAUAUGUCUGUGGUUAAUUUGUAUGUUUAAUAUCUAGAAAAUCUGCAUGUUCUUUCUGCCAUUAGGUAAUUGUUGUGUUAGCAAUAUCAGUGUCAAGAAUCACGUUUAUAAAGUCAUAGAAUGUAGGUGGGAGAAAAAAGAAUCAAUUGUUAUGUUUCUGUAGGUACGUUUUUUGUAUGAGAGAUAUUAACAUCAGUACCUACAGUUAGAAUGUGACUAUACCCCAUACCUAUACAUGAUAAAAUUUGUUAAUAUUUACACUUUUAUAUUAUUUGGUCCUUGUAGUUUAUCCGGGUAUAUUGUGUACCAGUUACAUCUACAGAGAUUUAGAUAUUGGCUUACGACCUUAACUCAUUCAGCCCUGAAACUUCAUAAUGAACUUUUCCAUCCUUCGAAUUUGAAGAGUUCAAAUGUGUCUUCUGGUGUGAAUGAGUUAAAUGAUGAUUUAUGAUGUCAUGUUUUGGUCAAUAGAACAGUACAAAUGUACCACUCAAGCUAUACUCGUGUACAUUUUUUUUUUUUAACAGAAUUAACUUUUAUGUGUAUCAUUUGUUAUGAACAAAAGUUCAGAAAAAGUCAUAACUAUUAGUAUACCAACACCUAGGAGCUUCCAUUUAAGUCAUCACUUGUUGGAUAUCCUCUGUGUACAAGAUAUAAAAUUUCAUAGCAGCAGAAUUUUGACGUAAUAACAACCAUUUAUUUGGUAAUCUCUGCUGUUCAUUGUAUCUGCUAACCUUUGUCUCAGAGGAUGGUUCAUUGUAUGCUCAAAAGUCAUGGAAGUCUGUGUGUUGGUUCUAUAAUGCAACUUAGAUUUGUUUGCCACCUUAAUCGUAACACACAAAGGAGCAGAUUACAAGGUAGACAAAUUGAUCAAUCAAAAUAGGAUGCAUUCUUCGUAUUUAAGACCAAUUUUCGAAAUUGAAAUAUUUAUAGUCAAUAACCAAGAUCUGUGUAAACAAGAAAAGAUAGAUGUUUUACAUUUACGGGGAGGUAAGCCAUACUUGUCUACCAUGUGUUGACAUUCCUUAAACUGGAGUUACACUUCCUGUCCUGUUUGUAUACCAGAUGUAUACUGAGGUGUUGUACAG
Molecule: messenger RNA, 4636 nt
Organism: Mizuhopecten yessoensis (Yesso scallop)
Lineage: Eukaryota; Metazoa; Mollusca; Bivalvia; Pectinida; Pectinidae
Product: ganglioside-induced differentiation-associated protein 1-like
Exons: 5
Coding region: 12-983 (323 amino acids)
Biological process (GO): mitochondrial fission; mitochondrial fusion
Cellular component (GO): mitochondrial outer membrane
Source: RefSeq, a predicted model, not a curated record